AUGCCAGAACGACAAAGCCAUGUUCUCGAGCGACCAUCUACCAAACACCGUGUUGCAUCGCAUGUGCCUGAAACAUUGGACGCUGUGGAUGGCGCAAUUAACUUGUCGAGUGUCAAUGGUAUCCCCACUCAUCCCAAUGCCUCUGAAGCAAAGAGAGAUGACCAGGCAAACGAGGUGCCCAUACAUUAUGUGAACAAUGUGGCUUGGAGGCGACAGAAAGUCGUUACGGAGAACGAACCUCUCGUCGACAAAACGGCUGCCCUGGAAUUGCAUUCAAAAAAGACAGCGCGUCUCCAAAGACGGCAGCAGAAGAAACAAGCUCGGAAAGUGCGCUCCGACGUCCAGUCGUUUCUAGAUCUUCCGCAGGAGUUGCUGUCGAUAAUACUGAGCUUCUUGCAACCUACUGAUAUCUUCAACCUGCUUCGACUUAACCAGUCUAUGCACAGGUUUAUUCUGAACAACGAGCGAGCAAUUGCCGACGACAUCAUGAACCGUCGCUAUUGGAUCCUCAGGCAGUGCUUUCCCCCACCGGUAUCACUCGAUCAAGUCCCUUCAGUAGCUCGACCAGCGCUUAUGAACGAGCAACGGCACGGCCGGGGUCGAAUCCACAAGAUUCAAUACCAACACAUCAAGCAGAUUGACGCCUCGAGUGUAUGCACCUGUAUGAGCUGCGUCCUUUCCUGGAACAACCUCAACAUCGUUCUCGACCUCGCCCACUGGCAGAAGAACCUAGACAACCGCGAACCCUUGCCAGUGAUCCCGCCUGGCCGGAACCCGGAUUGGAACGUCAAGCUGCUGGAUCGACAUGCGGCGAUCGUUGCAAAAGCGACCAAAAGUCCACUCACCCAUGCACGGAUUUUGCAGAUGCACCUCGACACAACUAUCCGCACCAUCGUCCGUUUUGGAAAAUGGGAAAAGAAAGGAGACAAAGCCAGAAAACCGGAGCCACGCCUGUAUCAUCUUACCGACGCAGAAGCCGCUGCAGGAACUGAUGAAUUUCUGGAUCGCAAGGGGCCGCCGAGCUAUCAACCACUUUAUAUGCGCGAUAAUUACUACGUUGUCGGAGCCUUUGUACCGCACCGUAAGUGGGAUAGAGACGAGCAGAAGUGGUUCUACUAUGCGAAAUGGCCGCGUCCGCAUGAAAAUGACUUGAACUGGAUCGUCGCGAGAUUCACGCCGACAUCGUAGUGCUGAAGACGAGAGCCCGCUUGACUGCGUUAUCUUGCUGAGUGUCCAAAAUCGAUCCACGCAUAUUUCAUCAACAUGAUAUGUCUCUCUCUUAGAGAUCCGGUACUUAGAGAAUCGUCGAAGACUCACUGACUAUCUUCUCCGAGACGUCCACAACAGGCUUUUGUCAUCCUGUUCUUAGCCCCGAUGGCCGGACACCGGCCCGUUACCGGCCCUGAGAAGCUCUC
This is a messenger RNA of Cladophialophora immunda, 1415 nucleotides long. RefSeq lists its product as uncharacterized. Gene Ontology annotation, molecular function: protein binding. The transcript has a single exon. The coding region runs from base 1 to 1188 and encodes 395 amino acids. NCBI's taxonomy places the organism in Eukaryota, Fungi, Ascomycota, Eurotiomycetes, Chaetothyriales, Herpotrichiellaceae. The record is from RefSeq and is a predicted model, not a curated record.